AAGACGAUAAGAGAGACUUACUGGUAUAUACAAAGAUAUACGCACACUUAUGCACGCGUGCGCGGAUUGAUACGAAGAGCGGGGAUUGGUUGGCAGCUGCUCAGCGUUUCCAAAUAUGGGACAGUCUCUGCGGUCCAUUCAUAAAACUACGGGGCGCGCCGCCGUUGAGCUCAGUCUGUGUGUUACCCCUACGUAUUUAGUAGCCGCAGUACCACAUACAGCAUCUUAGUCAUAUAAAUGCUACCGCGCGGUUUCUCAAUUAUAGCUAAUAUCAUAAUGAAGUAGAUGAAUACCUUAACUUGAGUUGCGAUUCAAACGAAUUAUAAAAUAUGAUAAAGCAUUAUACAAUUUAUAGACAUAAAUAAGUAGCCAUUACUUCAAUAAUAACAGAAUUUAUUAAGUGUGUAAAAAGUUUAGAAAGUUUUCUGAAGAACUAAAUUAAAGUAAUAUGUGCGAGAGAAUCUUCAAUAACAAAUAAUAAUUAAAUAAUUUACAAAAAAAAUUAUUUUUUUUAAUAAUUUACAAUUAUUUUUAAAUAAAUGAAAAGUGUAUAAAGUGAAUAAUGACUAUGGAUGGUAUAGAAAUAUUAGGCUCUCAGCCUCACGUAGCAGCAGCAAGCCCAUUUUUAUUGCCAUCGCCGACACUUGGACACCAUCAUACAACAUUCAAUUUACAAGCAGUACAGUUGAGUUUUGAUGCAUGUUUAACGUAUAAUACUUCAACAGGAAGUAAUUCUAAUAAUACUUGCAUAAGUAGUGUCAAUCUUUUAUCCAAUUUAUCACCUUUAACAUCUGCACCAGUUGUAACUUCAACUUCAUCAGCAAAUACUACAACAGGAUCAAACAUAUCGGCAUUAAAUUCAAAAUCUUCUUCAACUUUGACUACAUUACCUAUACUCCAACAAUGCAUUACUUUAAGCCCUAUGGAACCUCGUCAGAUCCAUAGUCAAGACCAACAUCCAGAAAUGAGAAAAAAAUUAGAUAUAGAAAGAACUACAUCUCUUGACAAUUCUCAAAGUAAUAUUAAAAAACGACGUUUGCAACGUUCUGGUUUUGAUGCAAGUAACAAAGAAUGUGCAGUAGAAUGUAAAAAUGAUGCCCAAAAUUUGGACGAUAAAGAUAAACAAGGCGAUCUUAAUACUCCAGUUACAACUACCAGUGAUUUGCCUUCAUUCUUCGGACCUGCUACACUUGUCGAGCCACCACCUAUUUCAGGAACUGUAACUGGCGAAGAUCUGUCCUUGGAAGAGGCUACUCUAGAAAAUGAAACAUCUUGUAGUUCAGCAGAUAGGCAAAAUCAUAUGAAUUCAAGAAAUCAUCACAAUAAUAAUACUCACGAACUUAGUACGGAAACUACAAUUCAUUCUACUUCUUCUCAUACUGAUUCAACUCAAGAUAAUAACAGUCGAUGUAAUAUAUUACAAGGUGGCGUUAUUUUAUAUUCUGCACCAUCUGGAAAUCAAUCAUCAUCUUCGAAUAAUAUUUAUAAUGUACCAACUUUAAGAUACAGUGCUGUUUUUUCUGCUUCGUGUUCACAAGCGUCUACGAUAAAUAAUCUUCAUAAUCAACCACAUCAGCAACAAUCACAAAUUCAACCAAGUCAGGAACUUUGGGGUACUAUACCCUCUCCAACAUUACAUUUAAGUAGUCAAUCUUUUUUACAUCCAUCUUUAUCAACUAGUAGUUACGGAUCAGAAAAUAUUGAACUUUUACAAGUAGAUUCUAAGUCAUCUAUUCUUACGAAUUACGCUGAAGCUUCAACCCCUGUACAAGCAAAUUGGUUGACUACACAAGAAGAAACAUAUGAUUGUAAUAUCGCCACUCAUACAAUCCAACAUAUGCAUGAUCCAGUUCUCAAGCAAGAACCUAAUUUCGGAGAUUCUUCUUUUUCUCAAUCAAAUCAAUCAUUACAGCAGCAAACAUCAAACUCUGGUGUACAAUUAGCUGAAUAUAAUCCAAGUACUUCUAAAGGACACGAAAUUUUAUCACAAGUAUAUCAGCAAAGUAGCACUCCUCUUCGAUUAGUUCCCGUUAAGCCCAGAAAAUAUCCUAAUCGGCCUAGUAAAACACCUAUUCAUGAACGUCCAUACGCGUGUCCUGUAGAUGGCUGCGAUCGUAGAUUUUCAAGAAGUGAUGAGCUUACCCGCCAUAUACGCAUACAUACAGGACAAAAACCAUUUCAAUGUCGUAUUUGUAUGAGAUCAUUUUCAAGAAGUGACCACUUGACAACUCAUGUUCGAACACAUACAGGGGAAAAACCGUUUUGCUGUGAUCAAUGUGGACGUAAGUUUGCUAGAAGUGACGAAAAAAAAAGACAUGCAAAAGUUCAUUUGAAGCAAAGAUUAAAACGCGAAGCUAAUAGUAGUAAUCGUAAUUAAGUAUGCUUCUUUCGCUUUUUAAUUUUAUUAAUAUUGAAAUUUUUUAUGAUAACUAAAAUAUUUCUAGCAUAUUUUGUAAAUAAAUAAUAUUAAAUUUGUACAGAAAAAUAUUUUGUAAAUAUUAUAAACUUUAUUCGUUACUGUAUAUUAUUGAGAUGAAAAUGUAAUAAAAUAUAUCGAUAUCAUUAAUUGUAAUUUGUAAUAAAAUAAAUAUCAUCCAAUACAUUACAAUCCAAUACAUUACAUCUAAUAAAUUACAUCCAAUAUAAAUUAAAAGUUAUAAGUUUUCAGAAUAGUAUUCCACCAGACUAUGAUUAUAUAUUGAGUCAUAAGAAUAUUUUUCUUAAUAAUAUGUAAAUGAUUUUUGUGCUUUCAUGUUAUAAAAAGUCAUUGUAAAAUAUCUAUUUAUCGCCCUCUGAAUACAAUAAAUCAGCUACGAUAUACAUAUUGUA
Molecule: messenger RNA, 2829 nt
Organism: Phymastichus coffea
Lineage: Eukaryota; Metazoa; Arthropoda; Insecta; Hymenoptera; Eulophidae
Product: early growth response protein 1-B-like
Exons: 2
Coding region: 563-2377 (604 amino acids)
Biological process (GO): regulation of transcription by RNA polymerase II
Molecular function (GO): DNA-binding transcription factor activity, RNA polymerase II-specific; RNA polymerase II cis-regulatory region sequence-specific DNA binding
Source: RefSeq, a predicted model, not a curated record